UGACCCUCUCUUGUAUUAGAACUCCACCAGCAGAGGCAUCGUGAAAAUGGGAUCAUUUUCAUCUGCCUCUCUCUGCAACAGCAUCUCCCAUCUGGCUGUUAAGUAUCAAAGAAGCUUCCAGCACUACAUUCAACCCUUGGUACUCCUCUUCCUCUCGGAUAGCAUCUUUGGAAGGUACUCCCAUGACCCUCUAUUACUGUUGCCUUAGUGAUCCUCCCAACUAUUUAAAAGAAGAUAAUAAUGCCUGUCUUGCAAGAAAUUUAGGCUGAUUACUUCACUGGGUGUUAUGCAAGAGGGCUUCUACACUUUGUGUCAUGCAGUUUCACUCCUGAUGCUUAAGAUCAGCUAGAAACUCCAAUGGUGAACAUAAGUGCAAAUUGCUGAUCAAGAGAAGUCUUCAGUGGCUUCUGGACACGGCUCUGAUUUUGGAACCUUUAGGAAAUGCAUUUACCACGGAGAAGGCGGCUACAACGGAACCGAAUCUUUUUCUUGCUUGCCAUAGUGUUGGUCCUCUCUCUUUAUCAGCUCCAGUUCAGCCCCUCUGCCCUUCCAGCACCACACACAGCACCCCAACUCAUGGACCCUAUCAAAGUGACCUCCAGGGACCUCUCCAGCAAUAAGACUGCCAUAACAGGCAAUGUCACAGCAGCACCCAAAAUAAGGCACUGUGUUUAUGUGGAUCCUGAGCCAACUGUGCCCAUCACUACAUCAGUGAAUACACCACCACAGCAAGAAAAUGUCAGUGAAAGCUACCCAGAUGAAAAGCCACCAUAUGAGUCCAAAGGAGAAUAUCCCCAGGACCUAUUCAGUGUGGAAGAACGCAGGCAAGGGUGGGUUGUACUUCACAUCUUUGGCAUGGUAUAUGUAUUUGUGGCCUUGGCCAUAGUGUGUGAUGAGUAUUUUGUCCCUGCUUUGGGAGUGAUCACAGAGAAGUUGCAGAUCUCUGAAGAUGUGGCUGGAGCCACCUUCAUGGCAGCAGGUGGAUCAGCACCAGAACUCUUCACCUCCCUCAUAGGUGUCUUCAUCUCACACAGCAAUGUGGGCAUCGGUACCAUUGUGGGCUCAGCAGUGUUUAAUAUCCUCUUUGUCAUUGGCACCUGUGCCCUCUUCUCAAGGGAGAUACUCCACCUGACAUGGUGGCCCUUAUUUAGAGACAUCUCAUUCUACAUUGUAGACUUACUGAUGCUCAUCCUGUUUUUCCUAGACAGUGUCAUUGAUUGGUGGGAAAGCCUCCUUUUACUGACUGCCUAUGCCACAUACGUAUUCACUAUGAAACAGAACGUGUACCUAGAACAAUGGGUGAAGCAGGAGCUGAACAAGAAGCUAAAUGCUGUGCAGGCAGCAUCAGCAGAGCAUACACGGAAGAAAAGCAGUGGGGCAGUUGCAGAUGAUGGAACAAAGAAGCCAACAGAUGGGAGAAAGCUGCAGCCUGUAUCAGCCUUACAGCGAGGCAGCAGCUCAGCCUCCCUACACAACUCUCAAAUGCGCAGCACCAUCUUCCAACUCAUGAUCCACACCCUGGACCCCCUGGCAGAAGCAAAAUUUAAAGACAGGGUUGACAUCCUGAGCAACAUAGCCAAGGCCAAAGUAGAGACUCUAGCUGGACGAGGAUCAAAACCAGAAGCAGAAGAGGAAAAGAAGGCAACAAGCACCGUUCAGGUAACUCCUGCCAGCGAUUCUGAACCCAGCAAAGACAAACAGAAGGCUGAUGUACCACAAGACGGACAGCCCUCUUCAGACAGUGAUACGUCAGAAGACAGCAGCUCUGAGAGUGAGGAAGACAGUGAUGAUAACAGCACAGAAAAUGAUGAAAACGAUGAGCCAUUAUCUCUUGAAUGGCCAGAAACUAGGAAAAAACAAGCAAUUUACCUUUUCCUCUUUCCCAUUGUCUUUCCUCUCUGGAGCACUAUGCCUGAUGUUAGAAACCCAGACUCCAAAAAAUUCUUUGUCUUCACAUUUUUUGGAUCCAUCAUGUGGAUUGCUGUAUUCUCUUACCUCAUGGUGUGGUGGGCUCACCAGGUUGGUGAAACAAUUGGGAUAUCAGAGGAAAUUAUGGGGUUAACCAUACUGGCAGCAGGAACAUCAAUCCCUGACCUUAUCACCAGUGUCAUCGUUGCACGGAAGGGCUUAGGUGACAUGGCCGUCUCCAGUUCCGUAGGCAGCAAUAUCUUCGAUAUCACUGUUGGUUUGCCAGUUCCUUGGUUCCUUUAUUCUGUCUUCAAUGGACUCAGUCCAGUUGCAGUCAGUAGCAAUGGUUUGUUUUGUGCAAUUGUUCUUCUUUUUCUCAUGCUUCUAUUUGUGAUUAUCUCAAUUGCUGUAUGUAAAUGGAAAAUGAACAAACUACUGGGGUUCACUAUGUUUGCUCUUUACUUUGUGUUUUUGAUCAUCAGUGUCAUGUUAGAAGACAAGAUAAUAUCCUGCCCAGUAUCUGUAUGACAUUUGGACACUUCCAAGAUGUAUGUAUGCAUACAUAAAAAUCAAAAGGGGUUUAAGGUAGCAACUGUUCUACUGAAAAAAGCAACAGAAUUAUAACGUACUUACUGAAAAUAAAAUACCUUUACCAUACUACAAAAAAAAAAAAGAAAUUCUAAAGUGGUAUGUCAGCCUCUACUAUUUUUGUUUAGGAUCAGAAAAGAUCAAAUAAUGAAGUGACCAACAUCAAAUAACAU
Harpia harpyja (harpy eagle) is the source of this 2669-nucleotide messenger RNA. RefSeq names its product solute carrier family 24 member 1 (gene SLC24A1). Bases 442 to 2436 code for a protein of 664 amino acids. Gene Ontology annotation, cellular component: membrane. Gene Ontology annotation, molecular function: calcium, potassium:sodium antiporter activity; calcium channel activity. Lineage: Eukaryota; Metazoa; Chordata; Aves; Accipitriformes; Accipitridae. The transcript has 11 exons. The record is from RefSeq and is a predicted model, not a curated record. Gene Ontology annotation, biological process: intracellular calcium ion homeostasis; calcium ion transmembrane transport; long-term synaptic depression.